Messenger RNA from Anguilla rostrata (American eel), 2240 nucleotides. It is a transcript of the gene dusp2, whose product is annotated as dual specificity phosphatase 2. Lineage: Eukaryota; Metazoa; Chordata; Actinopteri; Anguilliformes; Anguillidae. Gene Ontology annotation, cellular component: cytoplasm; nucleus. Bases 280 to 1239 code for a protein of 319 amino acids. Gene Ontology annotation, biological process: endoderm formation; negative regulation of MAPK cascade; protein dephosphorylation. The record is from RefSeq and is a predicted model, not a curated record. Gene Ontology annotation, molecular function: MAP kinase tyrosine/serine/threonine phosphatase activity; protein tyrosine/threonine phosphatase activity; MAP kinase tyrosine phosphatase activity. The transcript has 4 exons.
AUCUUCAUCACUCUACAGCUGUUAACAAUAACUGAGAACUCAAAACAGACAUUGACAAGGCAAGCAGUUUCAAAAUAUCAGAAAAUAACUUUGAAUAGCUUUUCAAAACUAUAAUGUACAAUAGUCAAUGACGAGAGACAUUACGUUUUUCUAAAUCUUUUUUAUCAAGUUACUUUCAAACAAAAAUAUGCUCAAGGCUGCAUUCAGAAACUAAAAAAAAAAAAAAACAGGGAUUCACAUUUAAGUAUUAAGUUUGUUCGUUGUUGUCAUAGUUUCAGUAUGGGGAUGAGUGACUUGUUCGAGAUUGCCGGUGGUGAGUUGGCUCAGAUUCUGCGGACUCUGCCGGAGCACUUCGCAGCUGGUGGCUCUCUCGUUUUGGACUGCAGGCCGUUCCUUGCGUAUUCUCGAUCACACAUCUGUGGCUCCCGAAAUGUGAACUGGAACUCCAUGAUUCGCCGUCGGUCGAAAACCUCGGUGGUUAGUUUGGAGUGGCUGGUGCCGGACAAGACACUUCUGGGUCGUCUGCGCAGCGGCGAGUUCUCGCCGGUAAUUGUGCUAGAUGAGGACAGUCGCUCUGUUGCUGACCUGAAAAGCGAGAGUCUUGCCAGCAUGCUGCUUACUGCCCUACAUGCCGAAGUUGAGCCGGGAACCACGCAGAUCUGCUUCUUACAAGGUGGAUUCGACGGCUUCUUCGCUUUGUAUCCAGAUCUGUGCGUCAACGCCCCGCCAGUGAAUGGAAAUCAAAGCGCCUUCCGGGACUCUGAACCGGGCAUGUCAGGGAGAAAUACUCCCCUCUAUGAUCAGGGCGGUCCGGUAGAAAUCCUACCCUUCCUGUUUCUGGGCAGCGCUCAUCACUCGUCCAGGCGGGAGACUCUCGCAAAUUGCGGCAUCACCGCUGUGCUCAACGUGUCUUCGUCCUGUCCCAACCUUUUUGAGGACGAGUUUAACUACAAGACCCUACGUGUGGAAGACAGCCUCGCGACAGACCUCCGCGCACGAUUCCCCGAGGCAAUCGACUUUAUUGACUCAGUGAAGGGGUGCGGUGGGCGUGUACUGGUGCAUUGCCAGGCUGGCAUCUCGCGCUCUGCCACGAUCUGCCUGGCAUACCUGAUCCACUCGCGCCGCGUGCGCCUGGACGAGGCCUUCGACUUUGUGAAGCAGCGACGCCGUGUCAUUUCGCCAAAUCUGGCCUUCAUGGGCCAACUGCUGCAGUUUGAGACCGACGUGCUGUGUCACUGAAGCUGCGUUUCCAAACAAUCCGCACGGAGUAGAACGAGUUUCACUAGUUCACACGAAACACAAUAAGGGUCGAGAAACUUCCAAACCGAGAAAUUGGAAUAUUUAGCCUGAAAAGCAAACGUGGAGACGCUGUACGCCACGAUUGUGCAUUGCAAACUCCAGGACCAUUUUAUUUUUAUUCCUGGCUCAACGCUGCCACAGUUGACACUAACUAUGUGAGCAAAUUAUGGAGCACCGUUUAGUACGUCAUUUGUACGGCACGUUACCGGUGUGACCCAGAUGAAAGCGUGAAUGACUGUCUGAAACCAUUUCUGAUUAAUUCACACUCCUUUAUAAACCAUUGCUAUUUGCCUUUGGGAUGGUUUCACAAACCAGUGUAGGUUAUGAUCAGUAUCAUGCAGAGCCAUAUCUUAUGCAAUGGCUUAGAACUGAAAGCUCCUCUUAUGCCUCUUAGGUAUUAGUUAUAUUUUGCACUAGUGAUGGGAAAAAGGCCUAUCCCAAUUUUUUGUUUGUUUGUUUGUAGAUUUUUUUAAACUGUUUUAAACAUAUAAAUAUAUAUUGUUUAAUGACUGUGAAUAUGUUGAAAUUGUAUUCAGCACUGCACUUUUCUAUUUUGAAAUGUAAAAAGUUAAUUGAUUUGUAUUACUUUCAUACAGAUUAAAUUAUUUCUAAUUUAUGGAAACACGUAUGUCUAUUUGUUUUCAGUUUCUACUUUGAUAAUAAUCUCUCUGGAAAAGAUUCUUUAAUUCUUUUAAGGAUUAAACAAUCAACCAAAAGACCAAUUCUCAAACAUUUUUCUUACUUUGAUUAAGGGAGUACUUUCCCAUUUUUUGAUAACGUACAAGGGUAAACUAAUGAAAAAAUGUAAUUAGAUUUAUGUUUGCAUUACAUUACACUAAGAAGGGAAAAGAAUGCUCGUUUUUUAAUUUAAUGUUUUUUUUUUGGAUGGUAUAUCAUAUGACCUUCAUUUCAAAAUUAAAACAUUUGCUUCUUCUGUCGUA